CUCUUUUCUAUUUAUUUUUCUGAUUAUUAAAAAGCAGAAAAAAAUAUGAAAUACAAAAGCAAGAGUAAUGUUUGCCAGAGUAGUUUUUUUUAAUAUAAUACAGUACGCUUGUAAUAUCAUUCCCGAGAAAAAAGAGACCGAGAGAGAUAUAAAGACACAAAGAGAGAAACAGAAAGAGACAGAGAAAGAGUCGAUCUACAUAGACGUCCCCAAAGAGAGAGCAACUAAGUUUUUUCUUUCACGUCGCAAUUGACUAUCAAAUGGCCGAUAAUGCAGGAUCAUCCAGUGAAGAAGAUUUAUUAAAACCAUCGCAAAAGAUUAAGGAAAGAUGGGAGAUCGUACAAAAAAUUGGAGGAGGAGGUUUCGGUGAGAUAUAUGAAUCUAUUGAUCUAAAUACCAAAGAAAUUGUUGCUUUAAAAUUGGAAUCUGCCAAACAAACUAAGCAAGUCCUUAAAAUGGAAGUUGCAGUAUUAAAAAAAUUACAAGGGAAAAAGCAUAUAUGUAAAUUUGUUGGUUGCGGAAGAAAUGAAAAAUUUAAUUAUCUUGUUAUGAGUCUACAAGGAAAGAAUUUAGCAGAGUUACGAAGAUCUACUAUAAAAGGACAAUUUUCUAUAUCAACUACUGUUAGAGUAGCUUAUCAGAUUAUUCAAGCUAUUGAGGCAAUUCAUUCAGCUGGCUUUCUUCACAGGGAUAUAAAACCAUCUAAUUUUGCAAUGGGAAAAACUCCUGAAACUAAAAGGAUAGUUUAUAUGUUGGAUUUUGGUUUAGCAAGACAAUUUACAAAUAAUAAAGGAGAUAUUCGGGCGCCUAGAACAGCUGCUGGCUUUCGAGGCACUGUAAGAUACGCUUCAAUUAACGCUCAUCAGUCUAGAGAAAUGGGUCGCCAAGACGACCUCUGGAGCUGGUUUUACAUGGUAGUGGAGUUUGUGAUGGGUGGCUUACCUUGGAGGAAGUUGAAAGAUAAGGAUCAAGUGGGACAUAUGAAAGAAAAAUAUGAUCAUAAAACAUUCCUUAAGUACUUACCGUCCGAGUUCGUUGACAUUUUAAAGCACAUUGAACAAUUAAAAUAUCACGACAAGCCGGAUUAUGAUCACAUCAGUGAAAAACUACAAAGUAUUCUCUUACGAAAGUCUAUUAGUUUUCAAGAAAGCUACGAUUGGGAGAAUACAUCGGGUACUCUCCUGCUUCAAGUCAAUAAUAAAAAGGACCCAAUUUUUGAACGGGGCCAACAUUUUGGUGGCUUAGAAAAUCUGAGGAUGACGCCAAAAACUUCCGUCCAAUCCCUCUUUAAACAGGACAAUUACAAUGUUACCAAGCCAGGUCAAGCUCUAACUGGAAAUUUGAAACAAACUCCAAGAAUUGGAAGCCGUUUAAAAAUGCAGAUUAAUGAUGACAAAAAAUCGUCUCAUAUAGAAGUUGGUUACGAAUUGAUAAAAACUGACGAUAAAGAUAGUGAUGAAAUAAUUAUUACUCCAGUGAUAAGACGUAGUUUUCCAGUUCGAUCCCCAGCAAAUGAUAAUCCAACAACUACUGUAAACAAGAAUUCAGAUGUAAAAGCUCUAAAAAAUGCAUUAUUUAAUAAUAUUUUGUCACAACAAUUGAUAAGGUCAACAACGUCAGAUCAUCGACAUAAUUUAAUUCCUGCAAAACCGCAAUAUAGUUCAAAUACCCAACUCUCAUCUGCAGCCUCGUUCAAUAAUCACGAUAGCCUUCCCAAUCACAACAAUUGUAGUCCUAAUAGGCAAGGUAUAACCUCCAAUAAUAUCAAAAGUUCUACAACUGAAACAACAGUACAAAAAUCUUCUCUACUAAAUCCAAUGGAUUCGAUGAAAAUUACCAAACUUGAUGAUGAACUCGACGAAAAUCAUAAUAAAAGUAAAAGAUACGAAGAUAAAUCAUUCUUGACAGCAGCAAUAGCGGAUGAUAAUGGAACAAAGACAGCGCCCUUUACUGGUCUGAGUCACACUUCGAUAUUCGAAGAUGAUAGCGAAAUUAUUAAACAGAAUAAUAAAUCAGGCUCAGCGAAUUCUCUAUUAAAGUUAAGAGAAAAGCUUAAAAGACCAGAAAGGAACGAUGGUAACUCGGCUAAAUUACAGCAAACUGAAAAAUACAGAGAGCCACUAAAAGCUAUGCUUCUCCAAAAUAAAGCAAAAAAUUCAAGCGAUAAUAGAAGUAUAUCGUCCUAUUAUAGCACCGACGAAGAGAGUAAAUACCAAACAAAUCUAAGAAGAAAUAAAAGUUUAGAAAACUUUGCUAAAUGCUUAAUGGAAGUUGAAGAGAGACUUUUGAAACAAUUGGUAAGCAUGUCCAAUGGUCAUAGUGCGCUGGAUAAUACUGUAAACUACUCGAAUGAUAAGAUUAAAGAAGCAAGAGAAGAAUUGGAGCGUAUGAAGAAAGAAUUUGGCUUUUGUGAACCUGAUAGGGGAGAUUUAGAUGAUGAAACAAUUGUGUGGAGAACUAUGAAGCCGGAUUAUACAUUAGCAAAUCUUCUGUAUUUCAAAGGCAAAACUCAAAAUCAUAAGGAGAAUUCAUUGGAGCUCAUUGUUGAAAAUGCAGUAAAACUUUGGGAAAUGGAAGCAUCCCAUAAGGUCGAUAUCAAUCAAUGGACAUCAAUUAAUACUGAAAAGUAUACUGUUCAAGCUAAUGGCGGAAAAGUGUACGAUAAAUUUGAAAGUUCAGAAAUGGGAAAUUAUAAUUGGUUAAUGAGAGACGUAGAGAAGCGUCUAUAUGAUUCUAACCAAACGUUUGAGAGUUCUCAUAAUCUCUUCCGAUCUGCUUUUCCUGAUGGUUUUGCUUGGGAAGUCUUGGAAGUUUACACAGGACCGCCAAAAAUAGCAUUUUCUUGGCGUCAUUGGGCAAAUUUUGUUGGAGAGUUCGAAGGUAAACAAGGAAAUGGAGAGCUGCUCGAAAUGUUUGGAUUUUCCAUAAUUGAAGUUCAAGAAGAUUUAAAAAUUUUGAAGAUUGAAGUGUAUUUCAAACCUGAAUUGUUUCUUAAAGCUCUACGGGGAGACAUAAAGCCUGCAGAUGUGAAAAACUCAUUUUCAGGAUGUCCUUUUCAACAAAAAAUCAAUUAA
Messenger RNA from Dimorphilus gyrociliatus, 3074 nucleotides. The record is from the annotation of a GenBank genome assembly. NCBI's taxonomy places the organism in Eukaryota, Metazoa, Annelida, Polychaeta, Dinophilidae.